Molecule: messenger RNA, 1834 nt
Organism: Meriones unguiculatus (Mongolian gerbil)
Lineage: Eukaryota; Metazoa; Chordata; Mammalia; Rodentia; Muridae
Gene: Zftraf1
Product: zinc finger TRAF-type containing 1
Exons: 4
Coding region: 478-1413 (311 amino acids)
Cellular component (GO): nucleus
Molecular function (GO): zinc ion binding
Source: RefSeq, a predicted model, not a curated record
UCCCCGGGAGGGCGGGCUAGGAGGCGGGGCUGGCUGUUGGAGGCAGGUUCGGGCCUUGAGCUCCGCGUCUCCAGGUGCUGCGCGCUGUCUGUCGCAGGCGACCUGCGCAGCGGCGCCUUCCCCGCCGGCGUGGAAGACCCUGUAUCUCCAGGUGCUAGGACUCGGGCCCAGGCCACAGCAAGGGACUGCGCGUCUUGCCGUUCCGAGUCCCUGGCCUGACACCCUGUUUGGGCGCCAAGAUUCCAAUCCCAUUCUCCUUCCCCACCAAGUCACUCCUGUAGGUGAGUCCAGUGACCUCAGGGCUUCCAAAAGAUUGGGACUGAGUCUCUUCUGAAUGUCUACUCAAAGGUGUCUGGAACUUGAGAUUUCCGAAGAGCUUCACUAAAGGACUCCAAAUCACCAGCCUCUGUGCAUUCUUCUCUGCAAAUCUAAAGACUCCUUUCCCAUCUCCUCAAACUCACUACUCCUCAAGGUGUCAUGGUCUCCAAACCCAGGAGUGAAUGGAGCACUGUCCUGUCCCACCUGGUGCUGGCAGGGGUGUCUCUGCAUGCGGCGGUGAGCUCUGUACAGUGCACUAACGGUCACUUGAUGUGCGCUGGCUGUUUUAUCCACCUACUAGCAGAUGCCCGGCUGAAGGAGGAGCAGGCCACGUGUCCCAACUGUCGCUGUGAGAUCAGUAAGAGCCUCUGCUGCCGGAACCUGGCUGUGGAGAAAGCUGUGAGCGAGCUGCCUUCAGAGUGUGGCUUCUGUCUGCGUCAGUUCCCUCGCUCCCUCCUAGAGAGGCACCAGAAAGAGGAAUGCCAGGACAGGGUGACACAGUGCAAGUACAAGCGUAUUGGCUGCCCAUGGCAUGGCCCUUUCCAUGAGCUGACAGUGCACGAAGCUGCAUGUGCCCACCCAACCAAGACAGGCAAUGAGCUGAUGGAGAUCCUGGAUGAGAUGGACCAGAGCCACCGCAAGGAGAUGCAGCUCUACAACAGCAUCUUCAGCCUGCUCAGCUUUGAAAAGAUCGGGUACACAGAGGUUCAGUUCCGGCCUUAUCGCACUGAUGACUUCAUCACACGCCUGUACUAUGAAACACCACGGUUCACAGUAUUGAACCAGACAUGGGUCCUGAAGGCUCGUGUGAAUGACUCGGAGCGCAACCCCAACCUGUCAUGCAAGCGCACACUUUCCUUCCAGCUACUCCUCAAGAGCAAAGUCACAGCGCCCCUGGAAUGCUCUUUCCUUCUGCUCAAGGGGCCGUACGAUGAUGUGAGGAUCAGUCCUGUCAUCUACCACUUUGUCUUCACCAAUGAGAGCAACGAGACAGACUAUGUGCCGCUGCCCAUCAUCGACUCCGUGGAGUGCAACAAGCUGCUGGCCGCCAAGAACAUUAACCUGCGGCUCUUCCUGUUCCAGAUACAGAAGUAGGAUGGGCCCCGGACACCUGAGGAGCAGAGGGCUGCAGUCCAGUAGUGCUGUCCCACCCAUCCCUGGCUUGGCAGCAGCUUCACACAACUAUCUGAUCGUUUUAGCAAAGGAGGAGAACAAACAAAAUCAAACACUGAGAAAGUCUGCAUGCGUGUGCAACGGGGUCCCUGCCUCUGGCUCACCUUCCUCCCCUUUGCCUCCCACCUCCUGCAGGCAGCCAGAGGCUGGGCUGACCACAGUGGAAACAGUACUCUGGGCUCCUCAGGUACAGGUGGCAAGGAGGGCAAGAAGCCGACCACCCUUACCCCAGCUCCCAUCCUCACAUCGAGGUGGCACGGUGGUUCCCUGGCCGGGCUCAGGGUCCCUGGCUGACUUCAGACAGCAUAUUUGAUUGCAAUUAAAAAGGCAGCCUUGUUUCCUA